Molecule: messenger RNA, 936 nt
Organism: Closterium sp. Yama58-4
Lineage: Eukaryota; Viridiplantae; Streptophyta; Zygnematophyceae; Desmidiales; Closteriaceae
Source: the annotation of a GenBank genome assembly
AUGACGACGGCAAUAGUAAGGUCUGGCCGGAGUCGCAGUAACGGAAUCUGUCCGCUUCGGCUUGCUAAUGGCUUUCCAGGAAACGUGGGGAGUGCAGCGCUGUGGAAGAGCUUGCUGUCUGACGGCUUGUAUCCGAUGCCCGCCGUUGAGCUGUCGACCCAACAGCUGCUACCACCUCUGCUUCCAUCCCAGCCACUGCUCCGAGGCCAUCCCUUCCGUGGCAGCCAGAAGCAGGUGCUCGCAGGCUCUGGAAACACCAUGUACCAGCAGGAGAGGAACGCAGGUAGCAUCAACAAUCAGGGCGCCACUAACAACCAGCGCUCCAAGGUGUAUCGAGACGGCCCAGGGCUCGGCAGCGCGUCUACAGUGCAGUCCAACCAGCAGACUCAGACUGCAGACACCAACCCGGUUACCACCACUGUUUCGGUUGACUCUCCGUCCACUACAAACGACUACACAGGCUCGGGUAACGGCCUGUAUGGGCUUACAGGCUCGGGUUUGGGAGUACCUGGAGGGGUGCGAGGGCUUCCGCUUGCUGUUGCUGAGACUGUGCUGCCGUUUGCGGGUGGGGCGUUAAAUGGGGUGUUACGACACGAUGCUUCGCCCGUGUACCAUAUCAGACCGUCUCGAACCGUAGAUCCCUGCUUCGUUGCAGCCAUGGCGGGCCUGCCGCGAUUGGUCCCUGCUCACGUCGCAGAGAACGUCGUUCGCCUAUACCGUGACUGUCUUCGCAUGGCAGAUUACCUCACUCACUCGAGGGGCCGAGGGCCAGCGGUGCGAGAGCACAUCCGCAGCGAGUUCAGGAAGCACAUGCACGAGACAGACCCCGCAAAGAUCGCAGAGCUCAAGGAGAGUGCAACUCGUGCGCUCACUAACUAUAUGGUGUAUGAGGCGGGCAAUUUGGCGCGGCGAGGCAAGAUACUGCGCCCCAGAUGA